AUGAAAUCUUCAGCAACGCUAUGGAAGUUCUGCCAACCGAGGGACAACCCCCUAGCGUUAGCGGUCCCAAGCACUCAAGAAGUUCCCUUAGCCCCGCUCGAAUGCCACAACAUCGAUGCAACUGGCCUCAAUUUCGGCUCCGAGCUUUACUGGAAAUGGUUCUCUCUGCAUGGUGCGGGUCCCGCGGAAGGACAACCUUGGACAAAUCUAACAGAUAGCGACACUCAACAGCUCAAUUCUGUGUCGUCAUGUCACGCACGACUCGAAUGA
Colletotrichum orchidophilum is the source of this 270-nucleotide messenger RNA. RefSeq lists its product as uncharacterized. The record is from RefSeq and is a predicted model, not a curated record. Bases 1 to 270 code for a protein of 89 amino acids. The transcript has a single exon. Lineage: Eukaryota; Fungi; Ascomycota; Sordariomycetes; Glomerellales; Glomerellaceae.